Messenger RNA from Ornithorhynchus anatinus (platypus), 4340 nucleotides. RefSeq names its product RCC1 and BTB domain containing protein 1 (gene RCBTB1). The record is from RefSeq and is a predicted model, not a curated record. NCBI's taxonomy places the organism in Eukaryota, Metazoa, Chordata, Mammalia, Monotremata, Ornithorhynchidae. The transcript has 12 exons. Bases 139 to 1734 code for a protein of 531 amino acids. Gene Ontology annotation, molecular function: protein binding.
UUCCUGGACCUUUGGGCCGCCUGCUGCCGCCGCCGCUUUCGUCCUCCCGCCCGGACGGGCCCCCGACCCCCCGCGCGCGCUCCUCGCCGCCCAGCAGAAAUGACAGUUUACUUAUAGGAACUGCUUGAAAGAAGAGUCAUGGUGGAUGUAGCUAAGUGGCCAAUAUUUACUCUCCUUUCGCCUCAAGAGAUUGCAUCCAUUCGGAAGGCAUGUGUCUUUGGUACAUCAGCCAACGAAGCCAUCUAUGUUACCCAUAGUGAUGAGGUGUUUGUGUUUGGAGUGAACUGCAGUAACUGCCUGGGGACUGGAGAUAAUCAGAGCACAAUAGUGCCCAAAAAGCUAGAACUCUUGAGUGGAAAGAAGAUUAAGAGUCUUAGUUAUGGAAGUGGACCUCAUGUUCUCCUCAGUACAGAAGAUGGUAUUGUUUACGCCUGGGGUCAUAAUGGAUACAGCCAGCUUGGGAAUGGAACAACCAAUCAGGGCAUUGCACCAAUUCAGAUCUGCACCAAUCUGAUGAUCAAGCAAGUGACUGAAGUAGCAUGUGGCUCCCAUCACUCUAUGGCCCUGGCAGAUGAUGGGGAGGUAUAUGCCUGGGGUUAUAACAACUGUGGUCAGGUUGGGUCUGGAUCUACUGCCAAUCAGCCAACUCCUCGCAAAGUCACCAACUGUCUGCACAUUAAGAGGGUGGUCAGCAUUGCUUGUGGUCAGACCUCCUCCAUGGCUGUGCUGGACAAUGGUGAGGUGUAUGGCUGGGGCUAUAAUGGCAACGGCCAAUUAGGCCUGGGCAACAAUGGCAAUCAGCUGACUCCUUGUAGGGUGGCGGCUUUGCACAGUGUUUGUGUCCUGCAGAUUGUCUGCGGCUAUGCACACACAUUAGCACUAACAGACGAGGGUUUGCUCUAUGCCUGGGGAGCUAACACUUAUGGGCAGCUAGGAACUGGCAAUAAAAGUAACCUGCUAAGCCCGGCCCAGAUCAUGGUGGAAAAAGAAAGGGUGGUAGAGAUUGCAGCAUGUCACUCUGCCCACACGUCCGCAGCCAAGACCCAGGGCGGCCAUGUAUACAUGUGGGGCCAGUGCCGGGGGCAGUCAGUGACCCUUCCUCACCUCACCCACUUCUCCUGCACGGAUGAUGUGUUUGCCUGCUUUGCCACUCCCGCUGUGACCUGGCGCCUCCUCUCUGUAGAACAUGAAGACUUUUUAACAGUUGCAGAAUCCCUGAAGAAGGAAUUUGAUAGUCCGGAGACGGCAGAUCUAAAGUUUCGAAUUGAUGGAAAAUACAUUCACGUCCAUAAAGCUGUUUUAAAAAUACGAUGUGAACAUUUUCGAACUAUGUUUCAGUCGUACUGGAAUGAGGACAUGAAGGAGGUGAUAGAAAUAGACCAGUUUUCUUACUCAGUAUAUCGUGCCUUUCUACAGUACCUUUACACAGACACAGUUGAUCUGCCACCCGAAGAUGCUAUAGGUCUCUUGGAUCUGGCUACGUCUUAUUGUGAAAAUCGACUGAAGAAACUUUGUCAGCACAUCAUCAAGAGAGGAAUUACUGUGGAGAAUGCCUUUUCUCUUCUCUCUGCUGCAGUCAGAUAUGAUGCGGAGGAUUUAGAAGAAUUCUGCUUUAAGUUUUGCGUCAAUCAUUUGACAGAAGUCACACAGACUGCAGCAUUUUGGCAAAUGGAUGGCCCUCUACUGAAGGAAUUCAUUGCUAAAGCCAGUAAAUGUGGAGCCUUUAAGAACUGAAGCACCUGGCUGUGAGUUCUCUAUCUGACCCCUAGGGCAGGGCCAAUCAGUUGGCCCCGUUUGCGUUCUAUGGGCCGAUGUGAUUCUGCAGGUAAAAACAAACUGUCGUAUUAUAACCGAGAUCCGAUUCUCUCUGUAAAAACACAUGAAGGAUGUACUGUGUUCAUCUGUACCCACUUUGAAUGAGUGAACCACUUUAUGCCUGAGGGGCGCCUACAGAAAUGUGACCUUUUUCGUGUUUUGACUGGAAGCUGUGAAAAGGAUUUCCCAUUCAGAGUAGAACAGGCCGAAAAGUAGAAGGUUAGGACGGUAAAAGGCUUUUGGGGAUGACAGAGCUGAUUAACUCUAUGGUGCCAGGAGCUGGGACGUGACCCAGAGCAUCUGUUAGCAUUCUGACCUGACUCUGGGACCUCCAGAUUUCUUUAGCUUCUGGGGCCUGCAGGCGGCAAGGCCUUAGUUGAAGGAUUUGCUCACUUGGCAGGGUCGGAUUUAUAGGAAGGAGCAAGGGAGAUAGCCGUCGUUCUCAGACUUGCAUUAUUAUUUUUUCCUCAUUUUCUAAGCUAUAAAAUAAUUUGGUUUAUAAAUGAAUCCAGUUUGGCACAUAUUUCAAUUAAACUGCACAAGUAGGGCUGAACAGGAUUUGCUCAAAUUGUGAUCUUUCUGGAAGUAGUAGGAUAUAAAGACUCCAGUUGAGUAAUAGCUAAACAGCCAAAGGAGCAUGGGGACCCUAAUGACCUUUUAAAUGGAGAAAAGGAAAACGUCUGUUCAGAGUUAGGGGACUCUGAUUCCAAUUAUUAACAAAACCUGAAUAAAAUAUGGUCACAUUCUCUUCUAGUUAGUUCAGUACUUUGAAUUCAGGUGGUAUAUUUAUGACUUUACCUCUGUGAAAUUACCUAUAAUAAAGCUAAACUUUUAAACAAGACUUUCCACUAUUUCCACUUUGAUAGGCAACUACUAGUCCAACGUUCCCCAUACAUGACGACUCCAUUAUUCUAGAACCCAGAAGCAGGCCUGCAAAAAUAUUAAGUGAAGAAGUGUAUUUCUCUGCCUUAACUGACAGUUUUAAAAAAAAUCUUUCAAGACCACUUUCUGCUGAGGCUUAACAGGAUUUUCCGGGAUCUGAUAGAUUUGACCAAAACUUUAACUACAGCAUCAUCUUACAGUUUUCUUCCCGCUUUUCACUGGCCUCAGGUGAAAGAUUCUAGGUGAUACACUCGAGUUUACAAAACACCUUAAUUUUGUGGUCUCCCUUCGAGACAAAGAAACAUUGCUUUUAAGCAGUAGUGUGGAUUACUUUUUAAAAUUGAAUUUUAGAAACUUGACUUAAGGAAAAUUGCUGAGUUUGUGAAAAAUGUGAAAUUUAGCUAUUCUGGGUUUUAAGAUGUUCAUUUUUUCAGCUGCUUCUCCCUUCCUACCCUGUCCACUCCCCUCAGUCCAUUGUGCUGGUUGUUUCCUGUUCAGACAACAUAGAGGGGAGGGGCUCAAUUUUGAAACCAAAUGAACUUCAUUGUAAACUGGGAUAAGAAUGCUUAGUGGGGGCUACAGUGCUAUUUUCAGCAACUGCACUUCUCAGUGAAAAGGAGGCAGAAAGAUACAACUGUAGCUUGAAUAGUAUAUAAGAAGCAGAGUUUUUCUGACCUGAUCAUAAAAUACAUAAAUGAGAUUCUAUAAAUAAUUGAGAUGUAGGGAUUAUUAAAUUAGAAUUAGCCAUGCAGAAUAAUGGAUUCUAUCUCGGAAGGGGAAGAAAUGCAUAUUAAUUUGACAGCCAGAAUGGUGGUAGGCAUGGGGCAUAAUGUAGCUGUAUCUGAAUAAUUUUGGAUCCUGAUCAUUGAAAUAGCUCUAUUUUUACUACAGAUUUGUGACUUUGAAGCAAGAUGCUGAUGGUCACUGUUUUUUGGAGUAAUCUAAUUUAUUUUUAAAGUAUUGGUUUAGUUCCUUUCAGAAUUAACCAUGUCUAUGCGUGGCAAUAUCUCCACUUCAUCUUUUUCCACCUUGCAAGAGGAAAUGAAAUAAACUAGGGAGGUGUGACUGACAUAAAUAAGGUUCUAAGAAAUGAAAGCGAAGCAUGAAAAACCACAACACGAUGUACAAGUAAGUAUGAGGAGUCAGAAAAGCUUCUGGGUUGGUGGGUGAGGAAGAAGCCAGAUCUUCCUGAUGUGAGGAUGUUAAAUAAUCCUCACAUUUUGUUUUCCUCUUUAAAGGGGAAUUUGACAAAAAAGUAGCUUGGAUUAGAUGAGACUGGUCAGUAUAAGGCAAAAGUAAAUCAUCAUCAAAACAAAUUCAGGUUCCUCAAGUGUCUUAGUGAUGCAAACGUUAGCAGUCUCAUUUUCACUCGAAUGAGAGCUGCUUGUUGUGAAUUCGGAACCAUAUUUUUUAUUGUCCCUUUUUUCCUUGUUAAUUUUGUUGCUAUACAUAGUCAAAGAUGAAAAUUGCCCUUCAAAUAAAGGAAAUAAUGGACAGCUGCUGACAAGGUGGAAGCCAUUUGCCCAAAGAAGCUCUAUGGAGGCUGCACUGCUUAAAGAAAUUCUAUUUGAAUCAGAUAGCAGGUGGGGUUGUAUUGUCUGUAACGCUGUGUGAAUAAAGCGAUGGGCCUAUUAUAACAGGUA